Triticum aestivum (bread wheat) is the source of this 817-nucleotide messenger RNA. Its product is annotated as em-like protein. The record is from RefSeq and is a predicted model, not a curated record. NCBI's taxonomy places the organism in Eukaryota, Viridiplantae, Streptophyta, Magnoliopsida, Poales, Poaceae. Gene Ontology annotation, biological process: response to abscisic acid. Gene Ontology annotation, cellular component: cytosol. The transcript is spliced from 2 exons. Bases 49 to 423 code for a protein of 124 amino acids.
GCUAGCGGAGACAGACUUCGAGGACGUGUUACGAGCAGACCGCGAGCAAUGGCACAGCAGGGGAAGAAGGCGACGGAGAUGCAGGACCCGGAGAUCAGGGCAGAGCAGGUGAAGAAGGCGCCGGAGCUGCAGGACUCGGAGACCCGGACACAGCAGGUGAAGAAGGCGCCGGAGCUGCAGGACCCGGAGAUCCGGGCAGAGCUGGACCGCCGCGCCCGCGAGGAGGGCGAGACCGUCAUCAAGAGCGGCGCCGGCGGCAAGACCCUCGAGGCGCAGGAGCGCCUGGCAGAAGGGCGUAAGAAGGGCGGGCUGAGCCGUGCGACUGGCUCCGGCAACGAGCGCGCCGAGGACGAGGGCGGGGUGGUGAUCGAGCCGGACGAGAAGAAGCUCGAGGAGGUCAAGAAGGAUCUCGGGCGCGAAUGAUCGAGCGUGGUAGACGAUGUACGGCCUCACAGUCCGGUCCUCCUAUAUAUCGUACGUGUGUAUGAAGGAUGUAGUGCUAUGGAUGUACGCAGUAGCAGGCUAGGUUGAAGGAUGUAGCGUACGUAGUAGCGUUGAUGCACGUCUUCGUGUUCGCACGGACAUGCGCGGUACGUAUGGCUGGCUACAAAAUUUUGGUCCCGGGAUUGUAUAUAUGUAGCUCGAUCGUAAUCUAUGUACCCUGGCUACAAAAUUUUGGCAUGUAUGUACGUAGCCGUAGCCCCUCUAUAUAUGUAGCUCCAUCGUAAAUCUAUGUACCCUGGCUGCAAAAUUUUGGCAUGUAUGUACGUUCUGUAGCCAAUGAUCCCUGGAUAUAUGAGUUGAUAAAUAGUGGCCG